UCGUAGCGCGCUGGGCGGCAGAGCGGGCGGCGCAGGCCGGGCUGGGCCCGCGCGCGGCGGCAGCGGCGCCCCGGGCCGGAGGCGGCCCAGCCGAGCGGGCCAUGGCCACCGCCAUUCAGAACCCGCUCAAGUCCCUAGGCGAGGACUUCUACCGAGAAGCCAUCGAGCACUGCCGCAGCUACAACGCGCGCCUGUGCGCCGAGCGCAGCCUGCGCCUGCCGUUCCUCGACUCGCAGACCGGCGUGGCCCAGAACAACUGCUACAUCUGGAUGGAGAAGACCCACCGCGGCCCCGGUUUGGCCCCGGGACAGAUUUACACGUACCCCGCCCGCUGUUGGAGAAAGAAACGGAGACUCAACAUCCUGGAAGACCCCAGACUCCGGCCCUGCGAGUACAAGAUUGACUGUGAGGCGCCAUUGAAGAAGGAGGGCGGCCUCCCAGAAGGGCCGGUCCUUGAGGCUCUACUGUGUGCUGAGACAGGGGAGAAGAAGAUAGAGCUGAAGGAGGAGGAGACCAUUAUGGACUGCCAGAAACAGCAGCUGCUGGAGUUUCCACAUGAUCUUGAAGUGGAAGACUUGGAGGAUGACAUUCCCAGGAGGAAGAACAGGGCCAAAGGAAAGGCAUAUGGCAUCGGGGGUCUCCGGAAACGCCAGGACACCGCUUCCCUGGAGGACCGAGACAAGCCGUAUGUCUGUGAUAUCUGUGGGAAACGGUAUAAGAACCGGCCAGGGCUCAGCUACCACUACACCCACACCCACCUGGCUGAGGAGGAGGGGGAGGAGAACGCCGAACGCCACGCCCUGCCCUUCCACCGGAAAAACAACCAUAAACAGUUUUACAAAGAAUUGGCCUGGGUCCCUGAGGCACAGAGGAAACACACAGCCAAGAAGGCGCCUGAUGGCACUGUCAUCCCCAACGGCUACUGUGACUUCUGCCUGGGUGGUUCCAAGAAGACGGGGUGUCCCGAGGACCUCAUCUCCUGUGCCGACUGUGGGCGAUCAGGACACCCCUCGUGUUUACAGUUCACGGUGAACAUGACGGCAGCCGUGCGGACCUACCGCUGGCAGUGCAUCGAGUGCAAGUCCUGCAGCCUGUGUGGCACCUCGGAGAACGACGACCAGCUGCUGUUUUGUGACGACUGCGAUCGGGGUUACCACAUGUACUGCCUGAGUCCCCCUAUGGCGGAGCCCCCGGAAGGGAGCUGGAGUUGUCACCUCUGUCUUCGGCACCUGAAAGAGAAGGCCUCUGCUUACAUCACCCUCACCUAGGCCUGGCUCUGGCUCACCUGGACCUCUGGGGUGAUGCUUGCCUACCUGCCUCUUGGAGCUCCUCCAGUCUCUCCCCAUCCUUAAUGCCCCACAGUGGAAGGGGCUGGGGGGCGGGGGGAGCCUGAGAGGGGGCUGGGCCACCCCCUCCCCUCUGUGCAAGUGGAAUGUUUGCCCUGCGGGUUGGUGGGCCCAACAGGGUCCUCUGCCCUCCUCCCUCCUGCCUCACCCCUUCGCAAAUGGGCACCAGGGGCUUCUGCUCCCCUCAAAGCCAUACCCCGCCUCUGGGCGGGCACGAGGGGUGGUGGAUGCCAGCUGGGGGCACGGACAAAGCCUUUUUCUAAAGAAAAAGUCAAAAAGUU
This is a messenger RNA of Kogia breviceps (pygmy sperm whale), 1627 nucleotides long. It is a transcript of the gene DPF1, whose product is annotated as double PHD fingers 1. The record is from RefSeq and is a predicted model, not a curated record. Gene Ontology annotation, biological process: positive regulation of transcription by RNA polymerase II. Gene Ontology annotation, cellular component: MLL3/4 complex. Gene Ontology annotation, molecular function: histone binding; histone H3K4 methyltransferase activity; transcription coactivator activity. Lineage: Eukaryota; Metazoa; Chordata; Mammalia; Artiodactyla; Physeteridae.